ACGCACGCAAGCGGAGAGCCUGCUGCCGCUCUUCGUUUUCCUGUUGCGUCGCGUCGGUGCGCACCAUCACUGGCAGCGCCCGUGGCGCGAUCUCAGCAACUUUUUUUCCCCAUCAUGUUUCCUGUCUUCCAGUGUAACUUUUAAGCAUUUUUUAUUUUUAUUUUUUUGCAGUUUCAGGGUUAACGAAAGACCCCCAGCAUUGAGAUCAACUCACUCAUCCAUCAGAUUACUUCUCUACUUUGGCAGCCCCUUCAGAUGCGUCAUCCUCAGCUGUAUCGCUGUUCACUGAACAAAACUUGAAAAAGAGGAAGACUAACAGUCCAGCACAGCAGUGGUGACGGUAAACGGUGUGAGCGUAAUCCGGCGUCGCGCGUGUGACGCUAGUGCUGGGAACUUUCUGCUUUGCCUCACUGUCGAUGUGACACAAUCCCUUUUGUCUCAAGUCGGACCGUGUGGUCAAGCAAGAAAAUGUUGUGUCUGAAAACAAGAUGAGGAGCUGAUUGGAUGGGAUGAAAGUAGAAGGAAAGGAAAAAAAGAGGAAAAAACAACCAUGCUGGAGCUCCACCAGGUGGUUUAUAUUGGCUUGGAGCUGCUGAUUGCUCUCCUGGCUGUGGCUGGGAACACCCUGGUAUGCUGGUCUGUCUGUCUGAAUUCCAACCUGCAGAACAUCACCAACUUCUUUGUGGUCUCACUGGCGGUUGCUGAUAUCGCUGUGGGGCUACUGGCAAUUCCCUUCGCGAUCACAAUUAGUGUGGGUUUCUGUGCCGACUUUUACGGUUGCCUGUUCAUCGCCUGCUUUCUGCUCGUGCUCACACAGAGCUCCAUCUUCAGUCUGCUGGCCAUCGCUGUGGACCGCUACAUCGCAAUCAAGAAUCCGCUCAGGUAUAACAGUCUGGUAACAGGGCUGAGAGCAAAGUGCAUCAUUGCACUGUGCUGGACUUUGUCAGCUGUGAUCGGCAUGACUCCACUGAUUGGUUGGAACACAGGCCGGAACGCAACACUUCACAGCUCAAAAACAAAAAGCUGCCCAAAAGGUCUGACCCAAUGCCUUUUUGAGUCAGUUGUUCCUUUGGACUAUAUGACCUAUUUUAAUUUCUUUGGCUUUGUGCUGACCCCUCUGUUGGUCAUGCUGGUCAUCUACAUCAAAAUAUUUCUGGUGGCAAGGAGGCAGCUCCGUCGAAUGAGCAUCACGGUUUCACUCUCACCUAUCCCCGGACGAAGACCUUCAUCCUCAAACUCUUCCCAUUCUUUUCUGCAGAAGGACGUGCAUGCUGCCAAAUCACUGGCAAUUAUUGUGGGCUUAUUUGCUAUCUGCUGGCUUCCUGUGCAUAUCAUCAACUGCUUCAACCACCUGUGCAAAGACUGUGAGCGUCCAACAAUCUGGGUGAUGAACAUCGCCAUCAUCCUCUCCCAUGCAAACUCUGUGGUGAAUCCCUUUAUUUACGCCUACCGCAUCAGGGAGUUCAGACAGACUUUUUGGAAGAUUUUUUACAAGUACAUUCUGAGGCAGGCAACCAGCAACGGGGUUGGGACAAUGAAUAUUGACAGCAGAGAUUUCAGCUGCAUCAGCAUCAGACGGACAUCCCAAACGAGUAAAGAGGUUUCGACAUGUGACACAAUGGUGAAUAGCUACAUCCUGGAUUCUGAUACUCAUCCAUCAAGAUACAAGGUUAAUCGCAGAACUUCUAGCCAUUGGUCUUCGAAUCAAGAUGUACUGCCAAGCAGCUGCAUCCGCAAUGGAUACAGAGGGCAAAGUGGCACCUUCUCUGGGAAGCAGGAGAACACUAGCACGGCAUUUUGUGCAGAAUCUGCUUCAUGUGACGAGGGAGCGGCAGAUGUUUUUGAGCUGAAAGACAGAGGAGGCUGCACUGAUUUUGUCAAUGUUCAAGCAGUCUCCGUAAAAAAGACUGAUGGUUGCAACUCUACAGACAUAACAGAGGUGUCAUGACACUUACGUUCAUAUAUACAUUUUUUCCCCACCGCCACGACACUCUUGAUCCUGCGCGAACUGAAGACAAUUUCUUCAACAACAACAAAAAGUGAAACACUGAACAGAAUAGUUAUUUCUUUCUCGUAGCAUAAGACCUGUUUUUAUUUACUUUACACUUUUAUUUUCUAUAUGAGCCAAAUUUCAGUUGAAGGUCAGGCUACAUGAACAUAAAGAUGCUUAAAGCAGGACGCUUUUCAAUAUGAGCUGAUGCUUGCAUUUUCUCUGCGUGUUGUUUAAGUGACGUCUAUGGAAAUGUCUGUUUUCAAAAAAAUAAAUUCAGAAAAAACAAAAAUUUUAAAUUUUAAUGUGAACAAAACAAUAAUCGA
Molecule: messenger RNA, 2316 nt
Organism: Poecilia reticulata (guppy)
Lineage: Eukaryota; Metazoa; Chordata; Actinopteri; Cyprinodontiformes; Poeciliidae
Gene: adora2ab
Product: adenosine A2a receptor b
Biological process (GO): G protein-coupled adenosine receptor signaling pathway; adenylate cyclase-activating G protein-coupled receptor signaling pathway
Cellular component (GO): plasma membrane
Molecular function (GO): G protein-coupled adenosine receptor activity
Source: RefSeq, a predicted model, not a curated record